Molecule: messenger RNA, 486 nt
Organism: Penicillium waksmanii
Lineage: Eukaryota; Fungi; Ascomycota; Eurotiomycetes; Eurotiales; Aspergillaceae
Exons: 2
Coding region: 1-486 (161 amino acids)
Source: RefSeq, a predicted model, not a curated record
AUGAACGACCAGAAAGUUAAUAUGACUAUCAUCAUAAACACUACGGCACAACGCCGGGAGGAACAAGACCUAAGCCCUGCUCAAGAGCAAGCCACCUCACAAGCUCAAGCUCCGGCCCAGGCCCAGGCCCAGACUCAGCCCCCGCAGACAUCGACGGAAGCUCCUUUGCAACCAGGUGAAGACAGUCGAGAAAAUCAGCCGCUGCUAUCAGCCCCGCCCUUGCGAAUCCAAUCUCGCGAAGAAACAGUCAAGUCUCGCAAGGAUGUAACCAAGGCCAAGUUGCGUGACGAGGCUGACAAGCUCGUUGAGAAAGCAAACAAGCUCGUUGAGGAAGCAAACCAACUACGCGAACAAGCAGUUAAUACCAACGAAAAGGCGGCCAAGGCCAAUUUACGCGAAGAAGCAGACAAGCUGCACAACAAAGCAGACGAUCUACGGGAAGGAGCAGCAAAGAUACUUGAAGAAGCAAUGAAAGUCCCUAGCUAG